AUGUCGUCGUCGAUCGCCAUCCCGGCUGGCCCGGCCUCAACUUAUGAUCGCCUCGAUGUUCUUCGCACUCCUAAGGUGUCCAGCUCGUCGUCUUCCUCGUACUGCGGCUCCCCCUUCACGCCUCCGACCGCGAAGUCGUCGUCGCCGUCAUCGUCAUCGUCUGCACAGAAGCAGAAAGCGGUGCAUCAGCGCCGCCCGAGCCUGUUGAGUUCUGCCAUUUCCAAGGAAGAAGCCACCGUGAUCAACAUCGGGGACCCUGAGGGCCCGCCUAGGCUGAUCUCCUACCUUUCUUCCAGCCAGGGCUUCACUUGGAAUCCGGAAAUCUUCCUGCCUUCCUACAUCGACUACGAUUAUACCCCUCUUGAGAACAAGCGAGAGCCUGUGCAUGAGAUCACCCUGAGCGACGAGGAGAUCAAGAACAUGUUCCCGAACUGA
This is a messenger RNA of Thyridium curvatum, 435 nucleotides long. RefSeq lists its product as uncharacterized. The record is from RefSeq and is a predicted model, not a curated record. The coding region runs from base 1 to 435 and encodes 144 amino acids. The transcript has 4 exons. Lineage: Eukaryota; Fungi; Ascomycota; Sordariomycetes; Thyridiales; Thyridiaceae.